Molecule: messenger RNA, 327 nt
Organism: Dentiscutata erythropus
Lineage: Eukaryota; Fungi; Glomeromycota; Glomeromycetes; Diversisporales; Gigasporaceae
Source: the annotation of a GenBank genome assembly
AUGUUAAUUUUGCUUGCAGGAGAAGACGAUUUAGGUGAUGGUACAGUUGGAUGUGGUCUUCGUUCAGAUGCAGUAAAAUUAUUUAUAGAAUUUAACUGGCAUUGGAUGAACCAAGUUUACAGUGGGAUUGAUUUUGACUUAGAAAAUAAAAGAUUUAGAAAAAAUGAAGAAGAAAUACGUAGGAGAAUAAUGCAUCGUGGAAAGUUUUUGUUGGCUUAUUCACCUAUAAUCAUUGGUGAAAAAGAAUUACCAUGUUUUUUUCAGAAUUGCUUUGAAGCGCUUUCAAUUUGUGAAAAAACAUUUAUAAGAUUUAGUAAGCGAAAUUGA